Molecule: messenger RNA, 855 nt
Organism: Indicator indicator
Lineage: Eukaryota; Metazoa; Chordata; Aves; Piciformes; Indicatoridae
Gene: SULT4A1
Product: sulfotransferase family 4A member 1
Exons: 7
Coding region: 1-855 (284 amino acids)
Biological process (GO): sulfation
Cellular component (GO): cytoplasm
Molecular function (GO): sulfotransferase activity
Source: RefSeq, a predicted model, not a curated record
AUGGCAGAAAGCGAGGCCGAGACCCCCAGCACACCCGGGGAGUUCGAGAGCAAGUACUUCGAGUACCAUGGGGUGCGGCUGCCGCCCUUCUGUCGGGGAAAGAUGGAGGAGAUCGCUAAUUUCCCGGUGAGGGACAGCGACGUCUGGAUUGUCACCUACCCCAAAUCAGGCACAGGCUUGCUCCAGGAAGUGGUCUAUCUAGUGAGUCAGGGAGCUGAUCCUGAUGAGAUUGGACUAAUGAAUAUAGAUGAACAACUUCCAGUCCUAGAGUACCCACAGCCUGGUCUGGACAUCAUCAAGGAAUUGACAUCUCCUCGCCUCAUAAAAAGUCACCUCCCAUAUCGGUUUUUGCCCUCAGACCUCCAUAAUGGCAAUUCAAAGGUAAUAUACAUGGCUCGCAACCCUAAAGACUUGGUGGUGUCUUAUUACCAAUUUCACCGCUCCCUAAGGACCAUGAGCUACAGAGGAACGUUUCAGGAGUUCUGCAGAAGGUUUAUGAAUGACAAGUUAGGAUAUGGUUCGUGGUUUGAACAUGUGCAAGAGUUUUGGGAACACCACAUGGAUGCCAAUGUACUUUUUCUCAAGUAUGAAGAUAUGCAUAAGGAUCUAGCAACAAUGGUUGAGCAACUGGUGAGGUUCUUGGGAGUUUCUUAUGACAAAGCACAGUUGGAAUCCAUGGUGGAACACUGUCAUCAACUAAUUGAUCAGUGCUGUAAUGCAGAAGCACUUCCUGUUGGCAGGGGACGAGUUGGGCUAUGGAAAGACAUCUUCACCGUUUCAAUGAACGAGAAAUUCGAUUUAGUUUAUAAACAGAAGAUGGGAAAAUGUGAUCUCACGUUUGACUUCUAUUUAUAA